Messenger RNA from Adineta steineri, 852 nucleotides. Lineage: Eukaryota; Metazoa; Rotifera; Eurotatoria; Adinetida; Adinetidae. The record is from the annotation of a GenBank genome assembly.
AUGAGUAUAUUAACAAUAAUUCUAGCUAUAACAAUACUUGUUUUAUCUAUUCUUACUGCACAACGAACAACAAUAAAUAAUCGUCAAAAUUAUGCACCAGAAAAAUCUAUCAUUAUUAAAGAUUUUUAUUUUCUUAUAUCUAUUUGUAUUAGUGGUUCAAUAUCAACUAUAUUUAUAUCUAUAUAUGGUAUAAAUGCUGUUUAUUCCGAAUCAAAAAUAUAUCUUUUUAAUCAUUGUUUACUUCUUUUACUUAUUCAUACUUGUUCAUUACUUAUUGCAUCAGCUAUAUAUUUUGAUGAAAGACAAAUCGGUGCACCAGCAUCCUUAUUUUUUAAAGCUCAUUAUAAUUAUGCACUUUUAACUUAUUCAACUCAGCCAUUUCAUAAUACAUCAUUAUCUUCAAACGAUUUGUAUCAAUAUGGAAAGAAUUCGAAGAUAAUUAAUAUUACAUUUGAUAUAGUAUUAGAUCAUGUUCAUAAACGUCUUCAAUGUUGUGGUCUUAUGGGAUUAGGAGAUUUUGCUGAAUUACAUAUUCCUAUUCCACCAUCAUGUUUUAAUGAUAAUGGAAUAUCCUAUCAAUCUUCAUGUUUAUUUAAAUUUCGUUUAGAAUCAGUAGAUAAAGCACAAACAUUUGCUAUAUGUAUUUAUAUGAUGGGAAUUCUUACAUUAGUUUCAUUUAUAAUCGAUCUUAUUUUGUUUCGAGAAUUUUUACAAGAUCAAUUACUUGAACAUAUUAUUGAAAGAUUAAUAAAUUUCGAGAAUAUAACUCAAUCUCAACAGCAGCAACAUCAAUCAAUAAAACCUCAAGUUCAACAAUAUGUUAUUGAUUAUUUACUUGAAAGUACUUUAUAA